GAAUAUUUACAAUUAAAGUUUUGUUCUCUAGCAAUUACACAUCACAGUUUUUUAACUUUGAUAAAGAAGUGUCACUCUGGUCUACAUUUUAUUUUAUCUGCAAAAUCAAAACAAACUUUCAAAUUUCAUGAUGACACAAUAUUAAUGGCAGUGAAAUUUCAACACCUAAUCAGCAACAUCAUUAACAUCAAUAGAGACUUUUUAUAUUUGUCAUCAGCAAACAAGCAUCUAAUUUAUAAGUCAUUUUACGCAACAGUCAAAAUGGGAGACGAGAAACCAGUGGAAAAUGCCAUUCGUACAAAAUUAACAGAAGCAUUAAAGCCAGAAUAUAUAGAAGUAAUAAAUGAAAGUUAUAUGCACAAUGUACCAAAAGGAACUGAGUCCCAUUUUAAAGUUGUGAUUGUGUCUUCAGCCUUUGAAAAUGUCAAACGUAUUGAAAAACAUCAGCUUGUUCAUAAAGCCAUACAAGAAGAAUUAGAUCAUUCUAUUCAUGCUUUAUCUAUUGUGGCAAAAACACCAAAAGAAUGGGAAGUUUCCAAAGAAGUCGGUCAGUCACCUGCAUGUCGAGGAGGGGCUGGUCUGUAGAAAUGCUUAGAACAAUUUGUUUUGUAUGUUUGUCUGCUUGGUAAUUUGUAAAUGAGAAUAAAGAGUUUGUUUCAA
Molecule: messenger RNA, 660 nt
Organism: Biomphalaria glabrata
Lineage: Eukaryota; Metazoa; Mollusca; Gastropoda; Planorbidae
Product: DNA-binding transcriptional regulator BolA-like
Exons: 7
Coding region: 145-585 (146 amino acids)
Cellular component (GO): mitochondrion
Source: RefSeq, a predicted model, not a curated record